This is a messenger RNA of Teleopsis dalmanni, 3090 nucleotides long. Its product is annotated as neutral alpha-glucosidase AB-like. Gene Ontology annotation, biological process: N-glycan processing; carbohydrate metabolic process. The record is from RefSeq and is a predicted model, not a curated record. Gene Ontology annotation, molecular function: carbohydrate binding; alpha-glucosidase activity. NCBI's taxonomy places the organism in Eukaryota, Metazoa, Arthropoda, Insecta, Diptera, Diopsidae. The transcript has 9 exons. Bases 176 to 2953 code for a protein of 925 amino acids.
AUUUUAAUAAAACUAUUUUAUAAUAUUUUUAUUAACUAACCACAGCCCUUUAAAGCUGCAGCGUAAUUCCACUUAAUGGUGACGUGUACGAAGCCUUAUCGAAUACAAAUUGUGUGAGGCACAUGCGGUAACCAAGCAGCGGGCAUCGAUUUUUAAUUAUCGUACAGCAUACGAUAUGCGUGCGGCUAUUUUUCUGUUAUUAUUUUGCGUAGUCGGACUGGCGCUCGGAGUGGACCAGACCAACUUUAAAACAUGUGAUCAAAGCAGUUUUUGCAGGCGUGUGCGUAAGUUACAGCCUGGAAACUCAAAAUUUGCGUUAGUUCCUGGUACUUUAAAUACCUACUCCGACUCUGUUACUGCUGAUAUCAUACACAAGGAUAAUCAGCAUUUAUUUGUUUUUAAGCUAGAAGCCUUACAGGGUAACACUUUCCGUGUGCUGAUUGAUGAAAAAUCACCACUGAGGCCACGUUACAAAGUUGAGCACGCUUUGAAAGAUACGCCAAGACCCGGAACCAUAAAAGUGUUGAAUGAAGAUGGAAACCAAUUGACAAUUGUUUCUGGUUCCAAUAAAGCUGUUAUCAUAGGUGACCCAUUCCGCAUUGACUUCUACCAAGAUGAUGUUUUGAGCGUAUCUGUUAAUGCUAAGGGACUCAUGAAUUUCGAGUAUCUGCGUACAAAACCAAAUACGGAAGCUAAAAACGAGGUUGACGGAAACGUUGAAGCGGCGGCGCCUGCUGAAGCUACUCCAGACGCACAAAAUGCUGUCAAGCCAGCAGAAGAUGAAGAUCCUGGUGCUUGGGAAGAGAAUUUUAAGUCACACCAUGAUUCUAAACCUUACGGACCAGAAGCUGUUGCUUUGGAUUUCUCAUUCCCAGAAGCUGAAGUCUUAUUUGGCAUACCGGAGCAUGCUGACAGCUUUGUGCUGAAGUCGACUUCUGGCACAGAUCCAUAUCGGCUGUAUAACUUAGAUGUAUUCGAAUAUUUGAUUGAUAGUAAAAUGGCUCUAUAUGGCUCCAUACCUUUGAUAUAUGGACAUGGUACACAACGCACAGCUGGCGUUUAUUGGCAAAAUGCUGCCGAAACCUGGGUGGACAUUUACACAGCCUCUAAUAAUGUUGUUUCAUCAAUUGUCAACUUUGUCUCACGUUCACGGAAAGCAGAUCCGCCUGCAGCACAGUUUAUAUCUGAAUCUGGUAUAAUAGAUGCUUUUAUAUUAUUAGGACCUACACCAAUGGAUACAUUUAAGCAAUAUACUGAUUUGACUGGUACAGGAAACUUACCACAAUUGUACUCACUUGCUUAUCAUCAAUGUCGUUGGAACUACAAUGAUGAAAAAGAUGUUGAGACCGUAUCUGAGAACUUCGACCUUUACGAUAUUCCUAUGGAUACUAUGUGGCUCGAUAUUGAAUAUACAGAUGCUAAAAAAUACUUUACAUGGGAUCAAUAUAAAUUCCCAAAUCCUUUGAAUAUGAUUAAAAAUCUAACAGAUUUGGGUCGCCACUUGGUUAUUAUUAUUGAUCCACAUAUCAAACGUGAUACUGGUUAUUUCUUCCACAACGACUGCACUGAACGUGGCUACUAUGUUAAACACGCAGAUAACAGAGAUUAUGAAGGUUGGUGUUGGCCUGGUGCUGCAAGUUAUCCAGAUUUCUUCAAUCCAGAAGUACGCAAAUACUACUCCGACCAAUAUUUACUUUCGAACUUCAAGACUGUAACUUCUGACGUUAUGUUCUGGAAUGAUAUGAAUGAACCUUCAGUGUUCAACGGUCCUGAAGUAACAAUGUACAAAGAUUUAAUACAUUAUGGCAAUUGGGAACACCGUGAUGUGCACAAUCUCUACGGUCAUAUGUAUAUAUGGGGCACUUUUGAUGGCUUGAUCAAGCGUGAUCCAAAUCAACGACCAUUCAUAUUGACACGCGCAUUUUUCGCGGGUUCACAAAGGUAUGCUGCCAUUUGGACAGGUGACAACACCGCAGAUUGGGGACACUUGCAGCAUUCAAUUAAGAUGUGUUUGACAGCUGCUGUUUCUGGUUUAUCAUUUUGUGGUGCUGAUGUUGGUGGCUUCUUUGGCAAUCCCGAUCCUGAGCUAUUUGAGCGUUGGUAUCAAACAGGCGCAUUCUUGCCGUUCUUCCGUAGUCAUGCACACAUUGAUACAAAACGACGUGAACCUUGGUUAUAUCCCGAAAAGACCCGUCUGGUUAUACAAGACGCUAUACGAAAACGUUACGCUUAUUUACCGCUGUGGUAUACAAUGUUCUAUGAGCAUGAAAUCGAUGGAGGUCCAGUGGUUCGACCCCUCUUGGCACACUAUCCCAAGGACAAAGAUGCCUUUGGUAUUGACAACUCUUUCUUACUACAAGAUCGUUUACUUGUGCGUCCAGUAUUGCAGCAAGGUGUUAGUAAAGUAGAUGUCUACUUCCCAGCCAUCGAUGACAAAAAAACUGGUGACUUAUGGUACGAUGUAGACACGUAUCAGAGAUAUGAAAAGUCAGGUUAUGAGUCCAUUCCAGUGAAUGAUUAUAAGGUACCUGUUUUCCAAAGAGGUGGCACAAUCGUGCCAAGAAAGGAACGUCACCGUCGCACUUCCUUACUCAUGCAGAAUGAUCCCUACACUUUGAUUGUGUGCCUCGAUCGCGAAGGAAAAGCAAAUGGCACACUUUAUAUUGAUGAUGAGAAGUCUUAUGGUUAUCGCAAAGGCAAUUAUAUUCAUGUGAACUUUGCGUUUGAAAAUUAUCGAUUGACAAAUCACUUUAUUGGAACACCCAAAUAUGACUCUAAAUCGUGGAUUGAGCGCUUGGUGAUUGCUGGGCUCGAAAAGGUGCCCAAAUCCGCCACAAUUGUUAUCGAUGGCAUUUCCAAGCAGUUGGACGUUUUGCAACAAGGCAAAGCGGUGAUUAUACGCAAGCCUGGCGUGCAUGUUAGAAUGGACUUCAGUCUUAGACUUAAUAAUUAGUAUUCAAAGAAAUUUUAUUUUCAAACGUAAAUUCUCAUUCCCAAUUUAUUUAGUGGCAUGUCGUCGCCAGAACACAAUAUAUUUUAUUUUCAUACAAAUAUCUUUUAUUAAAAUCAACAAAUGGAAAAUCCUUUUAA